AGUUAGCGGCUCGAUGAAAUAAGAACUGGGAGCGAUGACAGCAUUGGAGCCCCAGCGUAGUAGCCGGCCAUCUAUCUGAUGCUGCCGGUUGAUGUUUUGCGAUUUUGUCGGAGAUUUCGCCCCUCCCUCGUUGGCCCCGCCUCCGAUCGACAAGAGAAGUCAUAAAGGCGACCUUCCCGGCUGCAUCCAGGCAGUCGCCCCAAAAACCGCCCAGAGAGGCCAAGCGAGGACGCUGCAGAAGAGGAGGAGGAGGAUCCACGGAGCCAAGCCUCAUGGAGGGCAAAGCGAAGAUAACAUGCUCCCUUCUCUUUGCUGUGAUUGUUUCUGUCAUUGGACCUGUCCAAUAUGGGUACAACAUAGGUGUCACCAACGCUCCUGAGGAGAUUAUCAAGAACUUUUUCAACGAGACAUGGCAAUAUCGAACAGGAACACCUAUCUCUGAGAAUCUCAAAACUUCACUUUGGUCCCUCUGUGUGGCCAUUUUUCCAAUAGGCGGGAUGGCUGGUUCUUUUUCUGUGGGACUUUUUGUCAAUAGAUUUGGCAGACGGAACUCUAUGCUGAUGGUGAACGUUCUGGCCAUUAUAGGUGCUGUUUUGAUGGGCUUAUGCAAGUUGGCAAAGGCUAUGGAGAUGUUCAUUAUUGGCCGCUUUGUCAUUGGCAUCUUCUGCGGUCUCACCUCUGGUUUUGUCCCCAUGUAUAUCAGUGAAAUCUCUCCCACUGCUCUGCGAGGGGCUUUUGGCACCCUCCAGCAGCUUGGCAUUGUUGUGGGCAUCUUGGUGGCACAGAUCUUUGGCCUAAACGUCAUCAUGGGAACAGAAACUCUGUGGCCACUCUUGUUGGGCUGCACCAUUUUUCCAUCCAUCCUACAAUGUAUACUGCUGCCAUUCUGUCCUGAAAGCCCACGUUUCUUGCUGAUCAACAAGAAGGAGGAAGACAAGGCACAAUUAGUUCUUCAGAAACUUCGUGGUGUCCAAGAUGUUUCGAGUGAUAUUGAUGAAAUGAAAGAGGAGAGCGUCAAGAUGUCCCAAGAGAAGAAAGUGCCCAUUCCUGAACUCUUCCGCUCUCCCAGCUACCGCCAGGCCAUUAUCAUUGCCAUUUCACUCCAGCUCUCUCAGCAGCUCUCAGGCAUCAAUGCGGUGAUAUACUAUUCGACUGGAAUAUUCGAAACUGCUGGUGUGAAAGAGCCUGUCUAUGCUACCAUUGGCACUGGAGUCAUCAACACAGUCUUCACAGUAGUAUCACUCUUUCUAGUGGAGCGUGCAGGGCGCAGGACGCUCCACUUAAUUGGUUUGGGAGGCAUGGCUGUCUGCGCAGCGAUCAUGACCCUCAGCUUGGCAUUAAAGGAUAUUGUGAGCUGGAUGAACUACAUCAGCAUUAUUGCUACUCUUGCUUUCGUUGCUUUGUUUGAAAUUGGCCCUGGUCCCAUCCCUUGGUUUAUUGUGUCCGAACUCUUCAGCCAAGGCCCUCGUCCAGCAGCGGUGGCUGUGGCAGGAUUCUCAAACUGGACAUCCAAUUUCCUUGUGGCCAUGCUUUUCCCAUACGCUAGGCUGUACUGGGGCCCAUAUGUUUUCAUCGUCUUUGUUGUCUUUCUCGUCUUCUUCUUCUUCUUCACCUUCUUUAAAGUCCCUGAGACAAAAGGCCGGACUUUUGAAGACAUCUCUAGUGGCUUUGAGCGGCGAACAGAGGAUGGUGUUGCCUCACCUCCUGUAGAAAAGAACUCAAUGGUGGAAUUGACAAGCAUACAGCCUGCAAAAGAUGACGCCGCCAGCGUUUAAGAGGCUCUGUUCUUGACACCUGUUGUCAUUGAGGUUAAUCCUCAUGGGGGGAAAGCCGCUAUAACCUUUAAAUUGCUGCUAUUUUUUUCAUUUCCCUUCUCAGUUCCUUCUGUCUGCCAAGACUUUUGCAAAGUACUAAACUAUGAAAAAGGUAGGGAGCUUUUAACUGCUCCCAUCACUUGAAGGUGUUAUGGCAAAUCUAACCUCAUUCUUCCCAACUUGCUCCAUUUUGUCACUCAUCUAGAGAGACUUGAGAAAGAUUGCUGAUUUCUCUCUCUCUCCCUCUUUUUUUUUUAUUCCACUCAUGUUGAAUUGUUACACAGGGGCUAACACAUUUAUGUAUUGUUUAUUAACAGCUUCGGAAGAAUGCUUUUUUGUACAUGAGCUAGCAGCUCCUCUUUUGUUAAGACAACUUUCUAUACUGUGAUUGUAGAAAGUGUCCAAAACAUGGGAUUUCAUCUGCUGGGAAAGCUCUGUCAAAUCUAUUUAUUUCAUCAAUUGGGAGGGAUUGGGAAAUGGAGCAAUGAUACAGUGGAUACUACUUCUCUUUUUUGUACAAUCAAAAUAUUUUUAUUUUCUAGAGUGUAUUUAUUUACGUGUUACAUGAGUUGUAAAUAUUUAUUUUUAUGUAAAAAGAGGCUUCUAUGUAUAAAUGAACCAGAGCAAAUGUUUUAGAUAGAUGUUUUAAGGUAAGAAGCACUAUGACUGUAAAAAGAUAGGUGAUGGGAUACCAAAGAGAUAAGAAGUCACCUUGCCGACAGGGGUGUGAUCCCGGGUGGAUUAUGCCUGUCCCAUUUUAGGGUUAAAGUGUGUUUUCAGAAAAGUGGGACCUUUGAAAGAAAAGCAUGUUUUCUUUAUGUGCUCCAUGCUUGUCAGAAUAUUUGCUGAGUGUGUUGAAGAGUUUUUAUUAAGUACUACUUGAAAAUUGUGAUGUGUAAAUGGGACCUUGCAACAUGAUACAUUCAGUCAUUGUUCACAAAUGAAGGACUGCAGGCCAGAACUUGGAAACAUGGGUUUUUUAAAACUACAAUUCCAAUAGAAUUAGCUCACUAUAUUUACAGGUUUGGCUUUUGUGGAUUUAAUUAAAACAUUAUCUCUAGGAAUCUGUUAGGCCCCCCAGUAAAACUGUGGUCAACGUCCAUGAGAAGUUGACCAUAACAUCACACUGGAGGCCCUAGUGGCUCUCAAUUUGUAGGUCCCCAGAUGUUUUGGCCAUCAACUCCCAGAAAUCCUAACAGCUGGUAAAACUGGCUGGGAUUUCUGGGAGUUGUAGGACAAAAUGCCUGGGGACCCACAGAUUGAGAACCACUGCACUAGAGAUCUCUAGAAAUAACAUCUACCUAGGAAUCUCUAGGUUCUUCAGCAUGAAACUAUGGUCAACUUCCACCAGAAGCUGGCCACAGAGCUCUCCUAGAGGACCUCAAUAUUCCUAAAUGUUUUUUCCGCUUUUACAGGGCCCCUGUGCCCCCAGCUCCAGUGAAUGUGGAGGGUUGACUAUAAUUUUUUGCCAGUAUGGGGGAGUAUAUUAUUUUCCCCCGUAACAGGCCAUAGGAAUUGUAGUGAAAAAAAGAGAUUUUUCCAGGGGUGCUUUUGGUCAUUUUAUGGUAAGAUUUUGAAGAUAUGAAUGGACAUCUUGUGGCUGCCAAGAUGUAGGAAAAUUAAUGCGGGAAGAACAAACCUGAUUCUUUCAAGGGCUAAUCUUCCAUGAUAAAGACAUGUCCCUCAGUCUGCAAACCUAAUGUUUUUUGGGACAAAGGACCAAUCAUCUGAGGUCCCUGCCACACAGCUGAAUAAAAUCCAACAUUAUCUUCUUUGAACUGGGAUAUAUGGCAGUGUGGUCUCAGAUAACCCAGUUCAAAGUAGAUAUUGUGGAAUUUUUUGCCUUGAUAUUCUGGGAUAUAGGACUGUGUGGAAGGGCCCUCAGCCAACCCCGAUGGCCUCUCAACAUAUUACCUUUCUGCAUUCCUCUUGCAUAUUAAGUUCCAUAUUUUUUUGUCUUUUAAAGGUACAAUAAUAUACAUAUUUGAGUCAUAACUGGAGUUUGAGUUACUAUUUUUUUUUUGUUAGUGGCAAUAAUGGAUUAGUUUGUCCUUUUUUUAAAAGGAUGAAGUCUAAAUAUAGAAAGAGGCAGACUACCUUUUAACUUGAAUUUUGGUAAUGAAUUACUUCAUUAUUACAGUAGAGUCUCACUUAUCCAAGCUAAACGGGCCGGCAGAAGCUUGGAUAAGCGAAUAUCUUGGAUAAUAAGGAGGGAUUAAGGAAAGGCUUAUUAAACAUCAAAUUAGGUUAUGAUUUUACAAAUUUAAGUGCCAAAACAUCAUGUUAUACAACAAAUUUGACAGAAAGAGUAGUUCAAUACGCAGUAAUGUUAUGUUGUAAUUACUGCAUUUACGAAUUUAGCACCAAAAUAUCAUGAUAUAUUGAAAACCUUGACUACAAAAAUGGCUUGGAUUAUCCAGAAGCUUGGAUAAGCGAGGCUUGGAUAAGUGAGACUCUACUGUACAUGGAAAUGUAUGGCAUGUUCUCAAUGUGAGAAGCUGUUAGCAUACGCAAGUAGAAACACAGACCAAAGUUACUGAAACAUACUUUAAAAACUAAGACAAAAUGUAAGCCUGAAACAUCUGAGUAGUUCUCAAAUAUUUAUUGAUUGUAUAUAACCAGGGUUUCUUUUGGCUAAUUUUCCAUAUGUAUUAUGAACACCAUGAUACAAAUGUAUCUUGCUGUACUGUAUAUGUUGGGGUUGGAAUCCGAAUUUAGAGGUGUUCAAUUGGGUUGGCUGAAGCAGCCUCCUUCUGGUGACUGCGGGUCAACUUCCACCCAGUUGGAUAGAGUCACCUGCUAUAAGUAGAGCUUGGAUCAUGACAAUUGGGCCAACCCAGUUCCAAGGGAUCCCGCUUUAACAUAGCAUAACCUAGCUGGUUCCUCUGUCUCUUUUGUGAUGCUUAUUCAAUGGCUGGAAGGACUGCCAUGCUGGAGAAGGGAGAAUGGGCAGCUCUAUUUUAGCCUGUCAAGUUGCACAUUCCUAAAUUUCAGACCCAGCUUAUCAUUAAUGAGAUAUAUUUUUAUAGAUGCAUAACUAUAAUAUAUUGUAAUUUAGUCUGUGAAAGUUACAUUCCAGAGAAGUUCCAUGUGCACUAGUGGCUUCUUCUGUUUCUGCUCAGGGAGUGAAGGGAAAGAUAGGUCAAGUUGUGGUGAUAAGUACACCAUAAACCUAAACUAAUGGAUUGGCAUGUCCUUUUUUCAGGGGAUCUGUGUGGCAUUUUAGAGAUAUCCCCCCUACUAAGCCAUAGUUCUUGGUAUUCUUUGGGAUGUCCUGAAGUUAACACAUUAAAAAACUAGUAUGGUAGACUUUCAGUUAACUGUCCCCUGUGGGGAUUAGUAGAAACUCUAUUAAUGUAGUUUGAGAGUUACUAUUUAAAAAAUAGGACUAAUACUAUACAUCAUACUACACCAUAAACUCGGUAUUGACUUGAUACUAAUAUUGAAAUACUGUAAUUAUAAGCAAAUUAAGAUAAAGAUACAAUUUUACUGUAUUACACAUAUAUUUUUAAUUUUUAUUUAAAUUAUUUCUUGAAUUUUUUUGCUGGUUGCUUGAAAUUUUCACUUUGCUAGAAUUCUGGUUAACUGAGAGUCUACUGUAUUAAAUUUGUACUUUCGAGGCCCCUUCCACACAGCUGUAUAAAAUCCCACAUUAUCUGCUUUGAACUGGAUUAUAUGGGAGUGUGGAUUCAGAUAACCCUGUUCAAAGCAGAUAUUGUGGGUUAUCUGCCUUGAUAUUCUGGGUUAUAUGGCUGUGUAGAAAGGCCCUGAGAGGACCUGCGCUGCUGCUGGGAAACAUGCUAAUGUGUAUUUCUUUGGACACAGACGUGAGCAUUUGUGACUUGAGAGUCAGGAGAAUCUAAAGGAAGAGGAUUCUUCGACGUCACGUUUAUUCACUUGAAGGAUAACUUCACACAAGCAACUCAGGCUUCUUCUACACUGCCAUAUAAAAUGCAGAAUAUCUGCUUUGAACUGGAUUAUAUGGCAGUGACUCAUAAUCCAGUUCAAAGCAGAUAAUGUGGAUUAUCUGCUUUGAUAAUCUGAGUUAUAUGACAGUGUAGAAGUGGCCUCACACUACUGAGUAACUGAAGGCAAACUGGAUGGUCAAAUAUGCAGAUGAGAUAUAUUUCUAGUUCCCCUUUGAGAAGUAAUCCAAUCUAUGUAUCAAACCCGGCUUCUAUAAUUGGAUCUGCCUUUUCUCUCGGAGUUCAUUCUGUUUAUCUUUUACACUUCAAAUCUCCUUUAUUUACUCCACUGAGACAUAAUGUGCUUUCAUGCAGCUCAGUUCGUUUGGCUUCAGUAUGUGAAUAUUGACAUCUUCAAAGCAAAAUUGUUUCUGUAUGGGUGGAAUAGCAUUCCACAUUUUGUGCCCCUCUGAUUGCAGUAUGCAAACAUAUGUAUCUGCACAAAGGUGUGUGUUACUUUCUUUUUUCUUUAUGUUGUAAAGAUUUCCAGUGGGUUUUAUAUGUCUUACUCUUGUGAAUGUGUUGAUUUUUUUAAAAUAAAAGAUUGGGAUGAAAAUUUUAAA
Messenger RNA from Anolis carolinensis (green anole), 6342 nucleotides. Its product is annotated as solute carrier family 2, facilitated glucose transporter member 3. The transcript is spliced from 10 exons. Gene Ontology annotation, biological process: dehydroascorbic acid transport. The record is from RefSeq and is a predicted model, not a curated record. Gene Ontology annotation, molecular function: D-glucose transmembrane transporter activity. Gene Ontology annotation, cellular component: plasma membrane. NCBI's taxonomy places the organism in Eukaryota, Metazoa, Chordata, Lepidosauria, Squamata, Anolidae. Bases 273 to 1775 code for a protein of 500 amino acids.